Molecule: messenger RNA, 1016 nt
Organism: Eruca vesicaria subsp. sativa (arugula)
Lineage: Eukaryota; Viridiplantae; Streptophyta; Magnoliopsida; Brassicales; Brassicaceae
Source: the annotation of a GenBank genome assembly
CUUUCAUUUUAACCUAGUUUCUUCUCCAUAUCGCCUUCUUGUUCUUGAUGUCCAAAGAAGAGCAGAACAAACCCUAAACUCUUAUCAUAUCUCGGAUUCUAAAUAAAAUCUAGCAAAAUGGAUCCUCGAUAUUAUGGGAAUAUGCCCUUUGGAGGCGAGGAAAAUGAAGAAGCCGAGGAAAAUGAGAACUUAUUCCCAGUCUACUCGGCUAGAUCUCAACAUGACAUGCGUGUAAUGGUCUCAGCUUUGUCUCAAGUAAUUGGAAACCAAAACAGCAACUCUGACGAUAGUCCUUCUGUGUAUAAUCCACAAGAAUCUAGUCAACAAGUUGCUCCUACUCAUCAAGAUCAAGGGAAUGUGAGGAGGAGACACUAUAGAGGAGUAAGGCAAAGGCCAUGGGGGAAAUGGGCAGCUGAGAUUCGAGAUCCGAAAAAAGCAGCACGUGUGUGGCUAGGGACAUUUGAAACAGCUGAGUCCGCAGCCUUAGCUUAUGAUGAAGCAGCUCUUAAGUUCAAAGGAAGCAAAGCCAAACUCAAUUUCCCUGAAAGGGUUCAGCUAGGAACCAAUGUUAUUAACAAUCAGCUCUCUAACUCUACUUGUUACUCCUCAAAUCAAACCGAAACGCGAAAUGUUCCACACUAUAACCAGUAUUAUCAAGAUGGGAGUAAUAGUGAUAUGCUAAGUUUUAAUUUGGGAGGUGGUUAUGGUAGUGGUAAUGGUGUUUCAAUGUCUCAUGAUCAUAGUUUAUCAACUAUUACUACUGCUGCAACAACUUCUUCGUCUUCUGGUGGCUCUUCUAGGCAACAAGAAGAGCAAGAUUAUGCUAGAUUUUGGCGGUUUGGAGAUUCUUCUUCCUCUCCUCAUUCGGGUUAUUGAGAUGAUAAUAAGAGAUUUGUGUUACUUGCGAUGAAGAGAUGUGUUAUGAUUCUUGAAUGUUUUGGUAUUUUUAUUUUUGUUCGUUAAGGUUUCAUGAAAGUGUAAGAUUUUAUUUGAUUUUAAAUUAUAUAAUUAGUUUC